Molecule: messenger RNA, 723 nt
Organism: Tilletiopsis washingtonensis
Lineage: Eukaryota; Fungi; Basidiomycota; Exobasidiomycetes; Entylomatales
Product: alpha/beta-hydrolase
Exons: 2
Coding region: 30-677 (215 amino acids)
Cellular component (GO): membrane
Molecular function (GO): palmitoyl-(protein) hydrolase activity
Source: RefSeq, a predicted model, not a curated record
CUUCUCACCACCAUCCCCUGCCCUGCACGAUGGGCUAUCUGCCCUCGCUGUCCACGUGCCUCAAGUACGGCUCCACGCUCUUCCUCUCCGGCUUCUUCCUCACCGCCGGCCUGCUCUACACGUACCAGUGUGCCCUCAUCUACCCCUCCUCCUUCCCCGCCGGCUCGCGCUCCGACGUCGCCACGCCCGACGAGUAUGACUUGCCCUACGAGGCACUCGAGCUCCACACGCCCGACGGCGAGACACUCAGGGCCUACAUGAUCCCGCGCGAGGAACAGGGCAGACCGACGGUGCUCUUUCUGCACGCCAAUGCCGGCAACAUGGGUCAUCGCCUGCCCCUGGCUCAAGUCUUCUACAAGAAGUACGCAUGCAACAUCUUCAUGCUCUCCUAUCGCGGCUACGGCCUCUCCACGGGCGUGCCCAACGAAAAGGGCAUCCGCAUUGAUGCGCAGACGGCCCUGGACUGGCUGCUGAACGACGCACGCACAAAGGCGACGCGCAUCGUCGCGUAUGGACAGAGCAUUGGCGGCGCAGUGGCGGUGGAUCUGGCCAGCAGAAACGGCAAGUCGGUGAGUGGGGCGAGGCGCGAGAGCGGAGAGAGCGUUUGCAGCAAAUGGCGCGGCAAGAUCGCGAGGGGCAAGGGCAACGCAGGGCACGCACGUGCUGGCCCCAGCUAGACAAGGGGGGGGGCAAUGUCACGCGAGAGAGGGCGGAGCGCACGAG